Molecule: messenger RNA, 1982 nt
Organism: Balaenoptera musculus (blue whale)
Lineage: Eukaryota; Metazoa; Chordata; Mammalia; Artiodactyla; Balaenopteridae
Gene: PPP2R3C
Product: protein phosphatase 2 regulatory subunit B''gamma
Exons: 13
Coding region: 353-1714 (453 amino acids)
Biological process (GO): T cell homeostasis; positive regulation of B cell differentiation; B cell homeostasis
Cellular component (GO): spindle; centrosome
Source: RefSeq, a predicted model, not a curated record
CUUCCGGGGUCACGUGGUGCACAAGUGCCAAAGGGCCAAGAUGAAAUAAAAGCGCGGGCUCCCUUCUGCGCCUUUAAAAUACGACGUGGUGAAGCUGGAAAGCUGCCUUAAGGAGGCUCCCUCUCCGUUUCUUUCACGUCUGCUCUCCCUGCUGUUAGCGUGAUCGCCGUAUUCUCCGCGGUGGUUACGGUGAUCGAUUUGGCCGGGUUAGCCGACUUCCGCCCGCGUCCAAGAUGGCGAUUAAGCGGCCUUCAUAACCUUUACGGGGCUGGGCAGUGUUGACGCGGGAGCUGGCAGGGGGUGGAGCGGUUAGUAAACAGCAAAUGCGGGAACUGCUGGGCCGGAGUCAGCCAUGGACUGGAAAGAAAUUCUUCGCCGGCGGAUAGCGACGCCCAACAACGGUCCAAACAAAAAAAAAAGUGAACAAGAAUUAAAAGAUGAAGAAAUGGAUUUAUUUACCAAGUAUUACUCAGAAUGGAAAGGAGGUAGAAAAAACACAAAUGAAUUCUAUAAGACCAUUCCCCGGUUUUAUUAUAGGCUGCCAGCUGAAGAUGAAGUCUUACUACAGAAAUUAAGAGAAGAAUCCAGAGCUGUCUUUCUGCAAAGGAAAAGCAGGGAACUGUUAGAUAAUGAAGAAUUACAGAACUUAUGGUUUUUGCUGGACAAGCACCAGACACCACCCAUGAUUGGAGAGGAAGCAAUGAUUAAUUAUGAAAAUUUUUUAACGGUUGGUGAAAAAGCUGGACCAAAGUGCAAGCAAUUUUUCACAGCGAAAGUCUUUGCUAAACUCCUUCAUACAGAUUCUUAUGGAAGAAUUUCCAUCAUGCAGUUCUUUAAUUAUGUCAUGAGAAAAGUUUGGCUUCAUCAAACAAGAAUAGGCCUCAGUUUAUAUGAUGUUGCUGGACAAGGGUAUCUUCGGGAAUCUGAUUUAGAAAACUACAUAUUGGAACUUAUCCCUACUUUGCCACAAUUAGAUGGGCUGGAAAAAUCUUUUUACUCCUUUUAUGUUUGUACAGCAGUUAGGAAGUUCUUCUUCUUUUUAGACCCUCUAAGAACAGGGAAGAUAAAAAUACAAGAUAUUUUAGCAUGCAGCUUCCUAGAUGAUUUAUUGGAGUUAAGGGAUGAGGAACUGUCCAAGGAGAGUCAAGAAACAAAUUGGUUUUCUGCUCCUUCUGCCCUACGGGUGUAUGGCCAGUAUCUGAAUCUUGAUAAGGACCACAAUGGCAUGCUCAGUAAGGAAGAACUCUCCCGCUAUGGAACGGCAACCAUGACCAAUGUCUUCUUAGACCGUGUUUUCCAGGAGUGUCUCACUUAUGAUGGAGAAAUGGACUAUAAGACCUACCUGGAUUUUGUUCUUGCAUUAGAAAACCGAAAAGAACCUGCAGCUCUGCAAUAUAUUUUCAAAUUGCUUGACAUUGAGAACAAAGGAUAUCUGAAUGUCUUUUCCCUUAAUUAUUUCUUUAGGGCCAUACAAGAACUAAUGAAAAUCCAUGGACAGGAUCCUGUUUCAUUUCAAGACGUCAAGGAUGAAAUCUUUGACAUGGUAAAACCAAAGGAUCCUUUGAAAAUCUCUCUUCAGGAUUUAAUCAACAGUAAUCAAGGAGACACAGUCACCACCAUUCUAAUUGAUCUGAAUGGCUUCUGGACGUACGAGAAUAGAGAAGCCCUUGUUGCAAAUGAUAAUGAAAACUCUGCAGACCUUGAUGAUACAUGAUCUCUCAAAGACUAGACUGUAUUCAUUAAAAUAAGCUUGAAUGCUGCAUGUAAAACCUUUGAAGCAGAAUCCUUAGACAUGGUCUAAAUAAAACACUUCAUAUGUCUAUAGAACACAGCAAAUGUUCUGGUUAUUGGAAUUUUGGUUGUAGUGGUCUGGAAGAAAUGGGACCAAAUUAGGAGUCAGUAAAUUCUGGUUUCACUUAGCUCAAAUAUGGCAAGUGUGAUCUGGUGAAGGUAGGAGUACACUUUAAAUCUGUAUAAUCUUU